Messenger RNA from Echinops telfairi (small Madagascar hedgehog), 5327 nucleotides. RefSeq names its product plexin domain containing 1 (gene PLXDC1). The record is from RefSeq and is a predicted model, not a curated record. The coding region runs from base 1 to 1512 and encodes 503 amino acids. The transcript has 14 exons. NCBI's taxonomy places the organism in Eukaryota, Metazoa, Chordata, Mammalia, Afrosoricida, Tenrecidae.
AUGCGGGGCGAGCUCUGGCUCCUGGCGCUGGUGCUCAGGGAGGCUGCCCGGGCGCUGAGACCCCAACCCGGAGCCGGUCAGGAUGCAGGCCGAAGCUCUGGAUGGGCCACCCAGGAGACCGUACAGAGCUGGAGGAGGAGAGUCCGGGAGAGCCCUGGGCUGGUGCCAGAGCCAGACAGGACCCAGCUGAGCAAGGACCUGGUUGGGGGCACCCUGGCCAUCGACACGCUGCCCGACAACGGGACCAGGGUGGUGGAGGACAACCACAGCUACUAUGUGUCCCGCCUGUUCGGCCCUGGUGAGCCCCGCAGCCGGGAGCUGUGGAUGGACGUGGUCGCGGCCAACCAGAGCCAAGUGACGGUGCACAGAAUCCUCUCCAGCACCCACCGGCAGGCUUCGAGAGUGGUCUUGUCCUUCGACUUCCCUUUCUACGGACAUCCUCUGCGCCAGGUCACCAUAGCAACUGGAGGUUUCAUCUUCAUGGGGGACGUCAUCCACCGGAUGCUCACAGCCACUCAGUACGUGGCCCCGCUGAUGGCCAACUUCAACCCUGGCUACUCAGACAACUCCACGGUUGCGUACUUUGACAACGGGACUGUCUUCAUCGUCCAGUGGGACCACGUCUACCUCCAAGGCUGGGAGGACAGGGGCACGUUCACGUUUCAGGCGGCUCUACAUCGGGAUGGCCGUAUUGUCUUUGGCUACAAAGAGAUCCCCAUGUCUGUCCUGGAGAUGAGCGGCUCCGAGCACCCAGUCAAAGCCGGCCUGUCAGAUGCCUUCAUGAUCCUCAACCCUUCCCCGGACAUGCCAGAAUCUCGGCGAAGGACCAUCUUUGAAUACCACCGCGUGGAGCUGGACCCCCGCAGAGUCACUAGCACAUCGGCUGUGGAGUUCACCCCGUUGCCAACCUGCCUGCAGCAUCAGAGCUGUGGCACCUGUGUGUCCUCAGACCUGACCUUCAACUGCAGCUGGUGCCAUGUCCUCCAAAGAUGCUCCAGUGGCUUUGACCGCUACCGCCAAGAGUGGCUGGCCUACGGAUGUGCCCAGGAGGCAGAGGGCAGGACAUGUGAAGACUUCGAGGAUGAGGACCACUAUGCGUCCUCCUCGCCCCCCGACAGCUCCUUCACCCCCUUGGAUGGAGACCUCCCCACCACCACCACCUCCUCCCUCCCCAUUGACAGCCUCACCACAGAAGAUGACACCAAGGUGAACCCCUACGGAGGAGGAGAUGGUCUGCAGAACAACCUGUCCCCCGAGACCAAGGGCCCCCCAGUGCACCUGGGCACCAUCGUGGGCACUGUGCUGGCAGUCCUCCUCGUAGCAGCCGUGAUCCUGGCUGGGAUCUACAUCAAGGGCCACCCCACCUCCAACGCUGCUCUCUUCUUCAUUGAGCGGCGACCUCACCACUGGCCAGCCAUGAAGUUCCGCAAGCACCCUGGCCACUCCACCUACACGGAAGUGGAGCCCUCGGGCCACGAGAGGGAGGGCUUCGUGGAGGCCGAGCAGUGCUGAGCACACCGGGGCUCCCCUUCGAAAGCUUGGAAGGAAGACCUGGGAACCCCCAAAAGAACAGAGCAGGGAAGCGACUUUUCUUGGCCUCCUUGGAGCACAUGCAGGGCUGCGCAGGGCCACAGUCCCCCCGCCCCCCCAGAUCUCACAGUAGGUGGUGGGGCCCGGCGGGACACCCCAUUGAUUUUUUUUACAACAGAAUAUAUAUAACCUCAUCCUCUCUUGAUGUCAGGAGUCUCCCCAUUCCGGUCUCUCCAUGGAGUAUUAGGUAGCUGUCCAAGAGGUCUCCUCCCAUCUGGAGAGGUCCAGACACCUUGCUCCGGGUCACCCAAAGCCCCCUCCCGCUUAGGGCGCAGAUUGGGGCAGCUGCCUUUGCAGGGUUUCUGGAGCCCCGGGCUGGUCCUCUGACUGUGGUCAUUAGCUCCCACUUCUAUAGCUUCGAAAGUCUCAGAAGUUCCCUACCUGCUAAGCCUCAGGGCGCUGCCCUCAGCCGCACAGAAGAAAGCCAGCAGAGAGGAGGGGGAGAAGCCCUGGGGAAAGGUGUGUUUCUGGAUUUUGCCCCCUCACUUUACCCAUCCCGCUUGAAUCAAUACUUCUGCCCCCAACACGUAUGCCCCCAGCCACACGGCUAUCACCCCAGCCUGUGGCCAGAGUCAGCUCUGCUGCCUGACGGCGUGGAGCUCUCUACUCUGAUAUCACACCUGGGCCUCCUUUGACUUAGUCACCCACUCGGCUGGCAGGCUCAGAGAGGGCCACCGAAAACCAAAGCAAAGCCCGAGCAGCCCAGCCAGCCACUGGUGAGCUGGCUCAGACGCAUGGCAGCCACACGGUUCGCAGUGGCUGUUCUCUCAGAAGCAAAGCCCUAGGCCUCUUUCCCCAAGGCACCUCUGGGUGGUCUUGAACCUCCAACCUCCUGCUUGCUCACCGAAGACAUUAACCUUUUGCACCAGCAGCAACUACAUAAAUACAUCCAUCACAGUCUCUGUCUAGUCAUGGCCUGUCUGUGCACCCGGCAGCCCAGGGUGGGGGUAAGGGAGUCCCCAGGUCAUCAGACACGUCCUUGUGGGGACGUUCAUGACAGUCAGAGCUGGGAAGGUGCUGGGCUACUGGACCUCGACGUUGCUUGCUGCUUCAGGGACCAGAGUGGAGAGAGGAACUGGGAAAGGGCGGAUGAGGCAAUGCUCCAAAGGGCUCUUUCCUCGCUUCCGAGAGACAACAGGUCGGGUCAGAAAGGGAAUGGGGCUCCUCACACUCCAGGCUGGAAGUGUGAGCUUUGCUUUUGGCCCAACCAGGAAGGUGUCCCUGAGCUUGAUGGAUCUCACAUGGCCAGUUGGCAGGCAGGCCCUGUGGUGGCUGACUGCCACGUUGAGCUCCACUUGUCCCAUUCCCGAACCUCAGCACACCUCUUCCCCAGGAGAGGUCAGCCAGCCACCUGUCCUGGAUCCUGUUGGGGAAGAACCCAGGGAAGGUUGAGAGGGGCAAGGUGUGGCCAGGCCCAGACCCGCUGCCGGUGGCCCUGGCCACAGCAAGCCUGGUGGCUCUGCCGUGCGAGUGGCCAGCGGGAGCUAUUUGGCCCCGUGGCAGGCAGCCUGGUUUGUUUGCAGCAAAAAGAACUACAGAUGAGUCACUGAGAGGCCUCUAGACAUCAAUACCUCUGGCUUUCUCUAGGGCAGACACCUAGACGCAAGAAAGAGGACCAAAUGUGGAGACAGUGUGACUCCAGGUGAACAGGGUAGCUGUGGAGGGACCAGAAGGAGACACAGGGGUCUUGGGCUCUGGCCUCCAAAUUCGGCUGACGGCCUGGGAAGGCCAGAGGGCAUACUUCACACACUGGGACGGUCAACUGUGAAGCAUUGCCAGACUUCCGACCCCUCCUUCAUGGGCACGUGCCAGCUACAAAGGAGAGUGGGUGGCUGGCUGCCAGUGCUCCACAGUAGUCUGCCUGUGGGGACGGCAAGCGUGGGGACAGCAAGCUUCCACGUGGUGAAGCCGGGCUGUGGGGAGUUUACCUGUACUACAGAGAGACCGGCAGCUCCCAGGAAGGCUGUUUUAUACUGGGACACAAGAAAGUGGCCCUCCCUCUAAAACAAGUAGGGACAAGAAGAGGAAUGCAGAGGCCAAGUAGGAGAGGGGACUCCACGGCUAAGGCUGCAAGCCCAACUUCAUUCUUUUGACAAUUGGCUACCCCUGGAUGGGAGCCCUGGUGAGGUAGUGGGUUCUGUGUGGGGCUGCCAACAACCAGGUCCGCAGUUCGAUUCCACCUGCCACUCCACGUGUCAAAAGAUGAGGCACUUGUUUAUUCGACGCCUAGACUUGUGGAUCUGUCCACUGAAGUCUCAGGGGACUCUGACUCUAGAACACGAUUGUGAGUCUGGUCAUCGACACUGAUACCCACGAGGACCCGGGGUGGAGCAGAUGGACUUUCUAAGCUUGGCUGACUGGCCACCUCCUGCGACUGUCAUUAGGCAUCACCUGUCAUCCCAGCAGGUCCCAGGGCUCAAAGGGCCACAUUGGGUCUCAACCUGGAACCUGAGGUACAAAAUGUCCUUGAGUCACUGUUAGAGGCCCUUAGUGGACCUAUUAAAACAAUAUAUUCACGUAAACGUAUGCAUUUACCAGGGCCUUCCCUGUGCAAUGUACCAUAAACACACACACACACCACUCCUGUGCAUUCUAUAGCUGUAAGCACUGGACAAGGCUGUCUCUCUGCUCGGCCUGGCACUUGCUUUGUUCAAGGAAGACAGUGGCGAAACUGCCAGCCAACGACACUAUGUACACACCUGGCCAUGCAUCUGGCUGUGGGCUCACUUCUCUGGACCAGGCCAAGCCUGGUUGUCAGAGACUCCAGACACGGGACUGAGCAGGGGCUGUGCCGAGAUUCCACGGUCACAGUUCAAAUGCAGUCUCUAUCUCACCAAAAACCUACCUGAACUUACUGCACAAGUAGAAAGGCUCUGGGGACCGAGGGCACGUUUCCUAAGUGCCACUGAGUUGAUGUUCAACCCCACGUGACAGAGUCGAGCUGCCCCCAGAGGGUUUUCCGAGCUGUCAUCUUUCUGAGAGCAGCUUGCCAGACCUGCCUCCCACAGCUGCUGGGCGGUUUCAAACCACCAACCUUUGGUCAGCAGCUGAGGGCUUACCCAGGGCAACACCAGGGUUCCCGAGAGCACCCUAGCUCGCCUGAAAGUGACGUGUUCACAGCUUUGUGUGACUUCUGGGCACAAGAGGUGAGCCCUGGGGGAGUAUUGGUUUUGCAUUGGGCUGCUCGGUCAGUUCAAAACCUCCAGCCAGCCGCUCGCUCCAUGGGAGAAAGAUCCAACUCCAGUUAAGAGUGACCUCCUUGGAAACCCACAGGGGCAGCUCUCCCGUUCUGUCGGGGGGCUGGGAGUUUGAUUCCACCCCGGGGUAGUGAGCUUGAGGUUUGGGAUGAUUUUGUCUCGGCACAGACUCAGUGUUAUGAACAAAAAGACACCUUCCUUUUUCUAUGUCUGCGGGGGUGCAAAAUAAAAGUGCCAAGGACUGGGGUUGACACUCUGCAAAUCGCUGCCCUAUACCUCAGUUCUGAUGACUCCUCGUCCCAGAUGGCCUCACCCAGCAGUGGCCUCCAGCAGUGGGCCCAUCUGGAGCGCCUUUCCCCGCCACCUGCCCCACUGCCACCAGAGACACCAGAGAGAGACCCCAGCCAGUGGCUUCUUUGCGUUUGUAAAUCCCUGGGAGUUUGACCUCAUGGGCUUGUAACCUACUAUCUAGAACUACGAAAUAAAAUUGAGUACGUGGAUGCAGUCACUCCUCUGGGCGAUUCGCAUUCGGGCAACGUC